Molecule: messenger RNA, 1097 nt
Organism: Camellia sinensis
Lineage: Eukaryota; Viridiplantae; Streptophyta; Magnoliopsida; Ericales; Theaceae
Source: RefSeq, a predicted model, not a curated record
GGGGGGGGGGGGGAGUUGUGUAGGUGAUUGGAGACGCAAAGAGAAGGCAUAAAAUGGGAUUGGAAGUUCCUCUUCCCAAAUGGGCGUCCGAUCCUUGCAUCAUGGGCAUCGACGAAGCUGGUCGCGGCCCUGUUUUAGGACCCAUGGUGUAUGGUUGCUUGUACUGUGCACUUUCAUACCAAAAGACUCUAUCCUCAUUGAACUUUGCAGAUUCAAAAACACUGAAAGAAGAAAAGAGGGAGGAAUUAUUUGAAAAUUUGAAGGCUGAUGAAUCAAUUGGAUGGGCUGUUGAUGUGAUUGAUCCAAGGGAGCUCUCAGCUAAAAUGUUACAGAAGAAUAAGAUAAACCUUAAUGAAAUCUCACAUAAUUCUGCGAUGGGCCUUGUCAGUAGGGUCCUGAACAUGGGGGUUCUUCUAACUGAGGUUUUUGUGGAUACUGUGGGAGAUCCAGAGAAGUAUAGAAUUAGAUUGUCUGAACGAUUCCCAUCUAUCAAAUUUGUGGUUGCAAAGAAAGCUGAUAGUCUUUAUCCGGUUGUAAGUGGAGCAAGCAUUGUUGCAAAGGUCACAAGAGACCGAGCCUUGAGGGAUUGGGUGCUUGAUGAAACUGCUGAAAACAUGCAUAGGAACUUUGGAUCUGGUUAUCCUGGAGAUCCUGAAACUAAAUCUUGGUUAGAAGAUCACCAACAUUCUGUAUUUGGAUUCCCAACAUUGGUCCGCUUUAGUUGGGGCACAUGUACUCCCUACUUCAAAAACAAUGUCGAAGUGCUAUGGGAAUCUGAUAAAACGGAUGAAGAUGGUUCGUCUACUAGGAGCGGCAAGCGGCAAUUGAAAUUAAGCAAUGUUGGUUUCACUGGAUUGAAGAGGAAAAGUGAAGAAAUUGAAUCUAGUGGCAAAGGACGCUGCAAAUUUUUCCAGGCUCGUAAACUUGAGCAACUCUCUCAUUUCUAAGGAUAACUUUGGUAUAUCUUAUUAAAAUGUAGCACAUUAUUUUCAUUUUCUAUUUCACUACCGGUAUCUGUCAGAUUGCUGGUUGUAAUUUAGAUUGUUAAAGUUGAACUAGUGAAUGAGUAGAUAUGCCUCUGCAGAAAUUGUUCUCAA